AUGGCGGGAACUCAGUCAGAAAGAAAAAAAGAGGAGCGCAAACGAAAAAAGAAAGAGUGUGAGCAACGGCGAAGAGAUAAAAUCAAGUCUGAUCCCGUAGCAUACGAAGCAGCUAAAGCAAAAGAAAGAGAAAGGUGGCAGAAAAGGAAGGUUGAACAAAAAGUCAAGACUAUUGAGAAUAUGACACCAAGAGAACAAAGAAAGCAACGAGCUAUUUGGAGAAAAGAGUACAGAGCUAAACAACAAGUAAAGAAAAGACAAGAAAGUGCAAUGAGAGUUGCAGCUGAAAAUUCACCUCCAACUACAGAUGACGAAUCUUUGCAAGGAAACGUUCAUAAUUUGGAUCAUUUGCUAGAGUGUCCAUCACAGAUUUCAGGCUGUUCAUCACCGGCAUCUUCAACUAGCACCCGUCAGAAAGUUGUUGGAGAAAGACUCAAAAAGCGUAACUAUAGUCUACUAAAGCGUGUUAUUGAAAACCAACAAAAAACCAUCAAAAAGUUACAGAUUAAACUUAAUACACUUAGGGUUCAGAAAUCUCGAAAUGCUGUAAGAAUUUCGCAAAGGGAUAAAGAAAUAUUACCAUGA
Plodia interpunctella (Indianmeal moth) is the source of this 585-nucleotide messenger RNA. RefSeq names its product capping protein inhibiting regulator of actin dynamics-like. The record is from RefSeq and is a predicted model, not a curated record. Lineage: Eukaryota; Metazoa; Arthropoda; Insecta; Lepidoptera; Pyralidae. Bases 1 to 585 code for a protein of 194 amino acids. The transcript has a single exon.